This is a messenger RNA of Camponotus floridanus (Florida carpenter ant), 2129 nucleotides long. RefSeq lists its product as uncharacterized. The record is from RefSeq and is a predicted model, not a curated record. Lineage: Eukaryota; Metazoa; Arthropoda; Insecta; Hymenoptera; Formicidae. The transcript has 4 exons. The coding region runs from base 708 to 1646 and encodes 312 amino acids.
GCUAUUUCAUUACCUUCACUCGAUCCUUGGCCGCAGUGCAACACGGAGCCGCGACCACGUUUCGUCGUCGAGCCUCAUUGUGGAUGAUACCAAUCGGCGCGAUCCUCGCGCACACGCGAACGAAUGGAUCGCGCGUUGCAUAAUAAGAAGAUCGAGUGAUUUCGAAUCUACUUUUGCUCGAAGGCUGAAGAAGAGUAACGAUCGCGAACGAUAAACGAGAAACCGACCCGUGCAUCGCGAGAGGUGUUGGAUCCAAAAUCAUAUGUUGGUUGCCUUUCAGGACGGUGAGUGAGCCAUCCUUACUACUUGAUGAUUCGAGAAAUGCGUUUCCUCGACUGCGCCGAUAGUAGAGUAGAAAGGAGAUUUUGCGUUUAGAUAAAGCUAUGAAACUGCACGCGAAAACAAUCGCACGUGGCCUGCCUCGAUGAGUUUCGCAGCACCACCCGUCUGAAACCACCAGGCUCAUCGUGAAAUCUCACGAAAGCAGCCUUUUCCGCGGCCUACUCACGCACUUGUAUUUUUUUCAAGCGUUUUUCGAAAGGUACUCCUAGAAGAAAAAAAUUUAUUCUUGGAAAUUAUCAAAAAAACAUUCCAGAAUGGUAAUAAUUAACGUAAUAUAAUUACGUAACAAACGUCACACGAGAGAGAGGAGAGACACUUGACGCAAGUUUUUCGCCGCGCUGCUCAACCUCGCUCUUGGCGCAAGAAUGUCGUGGAGAAUCAAUAUCUGCGCCACCGUGGUGCUCGUCCUGCUCGAGCUGACCACGUCGGCUAUGGUCCUGCCGCGACCGCCCUCGUCGCAUCCUAAUCGCAUUCGUCAGGAUCAGGACUUGUCAGCGCGCAAAGCGCUCGAGGGCAAGUCCCUUCAUGGAGUCCCCGCCCGAGACAUCAACAUAGACAGACCCGAAGACUACAGAUUUGUCGAAAUCGAGUUGCGAAACGCGGAUGAAAUGGACGCCGCGAAUCUGCAAGGUCUGGUGCACGCGAUGCUGAAUCAGCAGCAAACCAGCGAGCAGCCGCAAAUACCGAGCGACCCCGGAUAUCCGAAUCCCGAGGUGAUCCCGCACUCGAUUCUCGGCGUGCGCGACAUGGGGCUGAGUCCAAAUUAUCGACUGGACACCUUCGACGACGACAAGCGAGUCCUGUUGAGGACGUCGCCGAAACUGCAGAGCCUCGACGAGAAGCUGUACUACUUGAAGAGCGGUCGGCCUAGAGUCUACGUAAACGUGCGCGGACACAGCGGCUCCUUCCGCAAGGAAGCUGUCUCGCCGACCUUGACGGUGACCCCGAGCGAGGGUGCGGUGGGAUACCUCAGGGUGACGCGACCGUUCGAGAGGCAGACCGACUGGAAGACGCGAGACAAGAAAGCUCGACCGCCCAAAAAAUUCGACCGUCGCGUGGAUGGUGUCGUUUCGUCCAAGAGCGAGGAGGUAGACAAUAAGACAAACGAUCAAGCGACAUUGUACGAACGCGUGGACGAUCCGUCAACCACGGAGAACUCCAUGGUCACGUCCAGCGAAUUGCCCAAGCAGAUACCUGCGCCGCCCAGCAAGGUUCGGUCGCUGAUGGCGCAGACCACACCUGUACAAAGGUACGCGUUCAGGAGAACGGAUAUCUUGCCGGGAUACGGCUUCAUCGAGGAAUAAUUGAAUAAUCGAAUAAAAACUGGCAUGAAAUUGGUUUCUUCGCGAAGAAUGCGAAUGCGAUCACGCAUGUUUUUGCGAUAGCAAAGAAUUUUGCACUCGUGCUUAGGAGCACGAAAGUACAAAAAAAUAUAACCAAAAAGAAUUGCGACAAAACAUUUUAUUUUAUAAAGUACUUAUUCACGUAUUGCGAGCUUUAUAAAGAGCGCUAAUAAUUAUUUUUCCGAAUUUGUUCAUUUUUUACAUAGUAAUCAAAUUAAAAUUAAAAUCACAUUUUCCCAUGGUCACGAAACUUUAAAAACCUCGAUGAGAACUAGCUGUGAUUGCAUGAAAAAAUAUUAUCUCGUCUUGAGAAUCUAAUAUCAUUAAAAUUCAUGUUGAAUCAUCGGCCUUAAGAGCUUAAUUUACGCCGGGAAUGUGACAACUUACGGUGAUGAAUAUACAUAUAAGAAUACUAUAUGUAUAUAAAUAUUAUUAAUAUACAUA